UAUUCCCGUUUAUUUUGCAUAAAACUGGGUUUAAUUUUAGGUCACUCGAUUUAACUGACGUAUGUUUCUUGCAUCGCAGAGCUUUAACCAAGGUAAGGCCAAAGAUCAAGGCAUGCUCAAGCAUGUUCGCUUCUACGAUCACGGGUAGCAAUAAAAAUAUUCAAAACCAUAGAAACUAAUAACUACAUAUGGCAAAACAUAAACAAGAUUACUGCUUCAUGUCUAAACACAUCGCCUAACCUCCUCAUUUAAAUAACUUUUCCCAUUAAUUAUGAACAUGACACUAUAUAGGGUCGCAAAACAAGCAAAAACACAUACAUAGCGAAGGACGUGGCUGUACAAUGGCAUCUAAAAGUUCCCUUAAAGAUUUUGAAAAGCGAAUUGUCGAAGUUCUUAAACACUGUGACCUACAAUCGAAAGAGGAAAAAUUCACAAAGAGCGAUACCAGAAGCCCUUCAUUAGUAGCUCAUUUGAUGGGACCCGAUUUUAGGACGGAAACCGAUGAAAAGGUUUGUGCAGUGAAGAAGUCAUUUGAUAGAAAAAAAAUAACGAUUUCAAAGGAUGGAAAUCACGGAGAAGGUCCCUCAAAAAAAUCGUCAUCGCAAGAGUGGGGACAACAGUUCCACCUAACACUUGCGAAACAAAUUAAUGAACAAAGAACAAGAAAGAGUGUAGAAGGUCAGCUUUUGACAAAGAUUGAAAAGAAAUUUAAUUGCAAAUUUGUCCAAGCGGAGGUUGGAAUCUGUGCUUAUGCUGUUAACAAAUCGAGAGUUGAUUGCUAUAAAGGAAAGAUAGAUGCUGUCGCUUUGCGUCAAAGUCCAAGAGGUGACUCCGAAGUCGUUGUCGUGGAAUGGAAGACGUUUGCUAAUGAUGAUUUACAAGAUCCGAUGAAAUGGUGGGACAGAGCGACACAUUUUAAAAACCCCCUUUAUCAGUGUUUAUUGUAUCGUAAGCUUUUGCAAACUCACUUAGAGGUGAACGACAUAACAGUUCGCAUUGGCAUUAUGUUGGUUCCAUCCCAUCAAGCACGCCAAGGAGAAGUCGUGCCAGGCUUAUGCACAGAUUUUCAGGAUAUGGAAGAAGAGGGUCUAUUGAAAACCAUCAAAGAUUAUCAAUGGCUUUCCGAGGAAAGUGAAUGUGUUCACACUGUUAUUUUGCCCUGUAAAUUAUUCAAUCGCGAGCGUCUGAGUGACACAUACUUAGAAAAUGGAGUUUUAAAGGAGACAACUGUGGUUAAAGAUAUCAUCGAUGACAGUGCUACUGUUGGAGACAUGUGUGAAGAACUGGGACUUCUAAAACUCAAGAUAGAAGAUUCACUUGCUGAGGACGAUAGAAAAAGCGAUGAAGAGGAAGACAAAAGUGAUGCUAAGAAGAAAGGGCGCUUUAGCCGCGUUAAGAGAAUGCUCAAAAGUAAAAAAAAAUAAUCCAAUUCUAAUAAUAACAUCAGCUUUUGAUUAACAGCGCGGGUUACGCUGCUCAUACAUAUUCACUGAACCGAGCAAAAUAAAUUGUUACGUUGCAUUAUCAUAAUCCUAAUUGGCGUAAAAUGUCAGUGUCAACUCAUUUACUCAUAGCGAAGUAUCUACGGUUUUUUCAUUAAUUGGUUGAUUGAUAAAUCACGAAUUAGUCAUUUAAUAAUCAAAAUGAAUCGAUUUGGGAGACCUAAGUUAAAUGAAAAUUGUUCUAAAAUAAAUUAUUUAAGCCUGCGGAUAACAUUUGAUUGUGUAGUCUGAUCGUCUGUUUGAGGGUAGUCCUGAGAAGGACUGUUUUCAGUAGUGGUAACUGACAUUUACACAAGUUAAAGCCUACAUGGGUCU
Pocillopora verrucosa is the source of this 1817-nucleotide messenger RNA. RefSeq lists its product as uncharacterized. Lineage: Eukaryota; Metazoa; Cnidaria; Anthozoa; Scleractinia; Pocilloporidae. The record is from RefSeq and is a predicted model, not a curated record.